Messenger RNA from Gigantopelta aegis, 5450 nucleotides. Its product is annotated as single-stranded DNA-binding protein 3-like. Gene Ontology annotation, biological process: positive regulation of transcription by RNA polymerase II. The record is from RefSeq and is a predicted model, not a curated record. The coding region runs from base 119 to 1354 and encodes 411 amino acids. NCBI's taxonomy places the organism in Eukaryota, Metazoa, Mollusca, Gastropoda, Neomphalida, Peltospiridae. Gene Ontology annotation, molecular function: single-stranded DNA binding; protein binding. Gene Ontology annotation, cellular component: nucleus. The transcript has 18 exons.
UAUAAUUAACUAUCCAAUAGAGAGUUGCCAUUUGACAGGUCUACUUGAUGUUGGCAAGGCAACAAGGUCAGUGUCGUCCUUGAUGGCUUGACAGGUGCGUGACAGUUCAGCGCUCAGCAUGUACGCCAAAGGGAAAGGAUCUACUGUUCCCUCAGAUGCUCAAGCAAGAGAAAAAUUAGCAUUAUACGUAUAUGAAUAUUUAUUACACGUAGGGGCACAGAAAUCAGCACAGACAUUUUUAUCAGAAAUACAGAUACGAUGGGAGAAAAAUAUAACAUUAGGGGAGCCACCUGGGUUUUUACAUUCCUGGUGGUGUGUGUUUUGGGAUUUGUACUGUGCAGCACCUGAAAGAAGAGAGACAUGUGAUCAUUCUAGUGAAGCUAAAGCAUUUCAUGAUUAUGGUUUUGUAAAUUCUGGUUACAGUGUAAAUGGUAUAGGCCCGAAUGCAGCAGCCCCCAGCCCGUUAGGUCAGAUGCCCCCACAAGAUGGCAUGCCGGCAGGACCGAUGCCACCUAGUUUUUUUCCUCCACCAAAUUCCCAGCCGUCCCCCCACCCACCGCCUCACAACCAUAUGAUGGGCCCCAAUCAACCUUUUAUGUCACCCAGAUAUCCAGGGGGCCCCAGGGGUCCUGGGGUACGGAUGCCUAAUCAAGUAGAUUUUAAUUCACCUCCGUGCAGCGGUGCUGGUCAGAUGCCAAUGCCCAACAGCAUGGAUCCUAGACCAGGUCAUCCGGGUAUGGGUCCCAUGCCGAGAAUGAACCAUCCGGGCUCACGGAUGCCCGGCCCUAUGACCCCAUAUGAAUCAAUACAAAACUUUGGCGGUAUGAGGGGUCCACCGCCCAACUCAAGUAUGGGCCCAGGGGGCAUGCCACCUUUGUCAAUGCCAGGUGGUCCGGGACCAGGGGGACAAGGCAGCAGACCGUGGCCUCCAACAUCAUCAUCAUUAAAUUACUCCUCAGCAUCUCCUGGAAGUUAUAAUGGACCGGGAGGCCCCCCUGGCACGCCCAUCAUGCCCAGCCCUCAAGGUGAUUCACCCUUUGCCAUAUCAGCACCUGAAGCAGCGAACUCAGAAGGAAUGUAUAGUUUGAUGAAACCAGGAGGAAUGCCAGGAAUGCCUGGGUUCCCGAUGGGAGGACCAGAUGGCGGGAUGCCGAUGGGUCCAGACAUGCCUCCUGUUAUGAAUGGUGAUAUGGACGGCAUGAAGAACUCCCCACAGCACGGCGGCCCCGGAACACCGCGCGACGACCUCCCCCCCUCCAGCAGCACCGUGACGGGGCCCGACAUGUCCGGCUACCCCAGUCUCAGUUACCAAGACAACAUGGUGGGUCAUUUUUCAUCAGCUGUAGACAUGUAACAGACAAUAGAAGAUUUUUGACUAAAGAAAGAUCUUGAUCCAUUAGAAACAGUUUGGUUUCACGGUUAGGGUUUACGGCAGUAAAACGCUGUUUGUGCACAUUGAUCUGUCUAAAAAAAUAAGCUGCAUUAAGAUAUAAAACAUUUUACAUUUUAUUAUAUCAGUAUUAUGGCAUGGAAUUCCUCCUUUCGAAACUGUUACUUCAAAGAAUAAACUUCUUCGUAGUGACAAAGGACAUUCCAUUUUCCAUUUGCAGAACAGGGCAUUUUUGAGAAUUGGGUAGAUCUAAGCUUUUUUGGAGUGUAGUGAUUUUCCAAGUUCAAGGUUUGUCAUCCCUCAGAAGAAUGGGGUCAUUGUAGGCGUGAACUGAAAUUGCAGGUUUAUCCCAAGGUUUCUAGUUAAGCAAAACAGCUUUAGGAUCAUAUUUUUUAUAUAUAUAUAUUUUUAAAUCAGUAAAUAGGCCAAAAACAUUUAGAUGCAUUGUUCUUAUUACAAACUAAUUAAAGGAAGAUCUAAUGGCUAACUCCAUCUAUAGUACUGCCUAUAGGCUUUUUUAUGUCUAAUUUCACUAGACUUGCCAUGGGAUAAAGGCCUAUAAACUCACUUAAAGCUGUUAAUAAAAGCAUGUAAAGUGAGUCAUCACUUUAAACAUAAGCAUUUAAGAGUCAUCUAAAGUGGAUUAUUAUUCAAACAUAAGCUCUAAGUCGUCACAGUAAAAACGUAAGCUGCAAAAUGAGUUGGUUAAACAUAAGCAUUUAAGGGAGCCAUUAAAAGUGAAUUAUCAAAUGUUCAUCAUCACCAUCAAAGUUAAACUUCUAAAAUAGUCAUAAGCUCUUCUAUAGCGAGUCAUUACUGUUAAACAAGCUUCUACAAUGAGUCAUCACUGUCAAAUAUAAACUUCUAAAGUGAGUCAUCAAAUAUAAGCUUCUAAAGUGAGUCACAAUGUUAAAUACAAGUUUCUAGCAUGAGUCAUCACUGUCAAAAAAAAAGCUUCUGAGUCAUCGCUGUCAAACAUAAGCUUCUAAAAUGAGCAUCACUGAAGUAAGUAAUCAUGUUUAAAGUUUGAGCAUCUAGUACGAGUCUUCACGGAGUUAUCUUUGCACAUUUUGUGUUGGCUCAAUUCCAUGUCGGCCGUUCUAAUUUGUAAUCUUCUGUUCCCCCCCCCCCCCCCCGAUCUUGACCUACUCUUUGACUUGUACCACAGUGCGAGUGAGCCGAUGGCGCUCUCCCUCUUCUCUCUGCCAUCCACUGAUGACCGAUUGCACUAGUUCCUGGCUCUUUACUUGCAGAUGCUGCAAUGAUCCUGACAUGACCUUGUGCUGAUUCACCUGCAGUGAUUGUCAACAACGGUUCCCACAAUCUGUUGUAAUUUCAUGUGGUGUAAACUAUUAACACAAACACAAACACACACACUAAAACAUACAUGUAUGGAAUUAUGUGUCGAGCACAAUUCUCAGGUAUACACUUCUUCUUUUUUUCUUUCUUUUUUUUUUUUUUUUUUUUCUUCUUUCUUUUUUGUUUUUUGUGAUUGUAAGUUUGCUACACAGGUCAAAAGUAUGUGGGAUGAUCGUCCCGCGCUUGAACCACACAGUGUUUGUGUUUGUUUCAUUCAUGUGGCAAACAGGUGUUUGAAGAAGGAGUAACAAACAAUUCGUUGCUACAAAAGUUGAGACAUUGAAAUUUAUAAAUACAUCUCCGUUGUUUAACAUUUUCUCAGUUGUCAAGACCUUUUUUUUUUUACCAACUAUUCUAAAGAUCAUGCAGUUAUGCUCGAUUGUUUUUCUCUCUCUCUCUCUCUCAUUCACACUAGUAAUUUCAUUACCAGUUUUUACAAUGGAAGGGCAGGAGGAAUGAAGAAAAACUUUUUAAAAUGUUUCAGCUAUGGUAAAGAGCAUGAUGUCAUUUAUGGGGAAACAUCCUCAAUAGUACUAAGUACUACGGAUGGACUAUUCAACAUGUGCAACAAGGAAGAAUUAAUAUAUUGUGUUUGUAUUUCUUUUUCUUUCUUUCUUUUUUUUCUUUUUUUUUUUAAACAAAAAACUACAAUUAUGUACAUUGGUGGUUGAAAAUCUAAAGUAUGCCAUGUUUUGGAAUGCUUGUAUGUUUCACAUUUCAAUGAACUGAAGAUAUUGUCCAUAUUAAUAGCUGUGUGCGAAGUGACUUGAAUAUGUUAAUCUUGUACGGCGUGGACACAGCUGGUUCGUAUUGUUGUUAUUGUGAUGUGUCGACUGCCUCUGUUGUUAGUACACCGAAGGUAGGCCAUGUUAUACCUCCCAAUGUAAGAACACCAGCAGUGCAUCCUGGGAAAUCUUUUUUUUGUGUGUGGAAGUUGACUGUUAAUGUAUGGAGAAAAUAUUGCCAAAUAUGAAAUAAAAUUUUAGUUUAAAAUUAAAGCAUUUCUGUACAUAGUACAUAGGAAAAUUCACUAAGACAUACAAAUGCAUUUGAAUCUCAGUGUAAAUAUCAGAAAGGUGAAUUUGCUUUUCUCAUGUACUAUUUGUUACAGUAACAGAAAAACCCCACAAAUGUAAUAAUGAAAUAAGGGGUCCUAUCGUAUAUAGUAAAUGAUGCUAUCAGACAUAUAUACAGUACAUAAGUUUGUAAAAUUCACGUUUAUCAAACCAGGUUUAAUUUUCAUGUUAUUUGUACUUUUUUGUAUGUAUUAAACUGUUUGGCCAACUUGUAAUAUAAAUUCUGCUCAUAUGUAUAUAUCUUGUAUGUUUCAUUUGAUUUGGCCAAAAUGUACCAUUUAUGUAAAGUAUGUAUAUGGACCCGUAGGGGUGAAUGUAGUUUUUAAAAUAAUAAAUAAUAAUAAUAAUAAAAUGCUAACUGACUUUACCUAAAAAUAAAUUGGGUGGGGGCGUGUUUCUAGAAAAAUAUUUAUAGGCCUAAACAUACUUUUCUGAUUUUAGUUUAACAUUUUGUGCAAUAUACAAAGUGAAAAUUGUCCAUUACACAUUUUUGUAUUCAGGGUUUUUUUUAAUUCCAGAAGCAGUACAAAGAAUAUCUGUAUGGUUAUGUACAGCAAUAACUGAAAUCAAGUGUUAACAUGAUGUUAUUUAACUUAAAAUAUAUGUGAAUAAUGUAAUCUAAAAUAUUUUUACAAAAUUUAAGGUCAUUAAUGUAGAUCUUUACUUCUAGUUUUAACAUAUACCUGUAACAUGAUCUGAUAAUGAUUGGCAAUAAUUUCACAUGAUGAGCAGUUAACCCACAAUUUCUUAUCUUUCAUGUGUGUUUGUAAUGUUUUUGUCCGUUGAUCAGAGUACCACUAUUUCUGUUAUGCUGCAUAUCUCUCUUAUUGUAGUCGACACAUAAAUAACAUUGAGUGAGAGGUCCAUACAUUUGUAAUUAUCAUUUUUAUUUUUGGUGAUCACACCAGAAUGACACAUGGAUCAGUUACUUCGAUCAUCUUUUCUUCUUUUUUUUUUUUCUUUUUUUUUUUUUUUUAAAGGGUGUUUCUUGUCUUGUAAAUAUCCUGGGAUGUACAGCAUGUUAAUUUCAUUGGAAACCGAUCCAAUAUUUGUUCUGUUGUGAUCAGAGGCCGUCACUCAAGAACUUCCAUUAUUGAAUUGUUUGGGUAAUUUGUUUUGCUCAGUUUUUGCCCGACUUGCCAUUAGCCAUGCUAAAUGAUUUAAAACCUAGGCUGCAUUGCUGGUCAUUUGAGUAAACUUGCUGUCAUUCAGACUUGCUCAUAACUCUACCUCUGAAACCGUUGUCAGUACUUUUAAAGUGAAUUUAAAAAACACGAAGGGUGACUGAAAAGACUAACUUGGAAAUGAAUAAGUCGGGCCAAUUUAACUUUGCAUUUGUUAAAUUUAACAUGUUAGAAAAUUACUAAUUCAUUUAUUUUUUUAUCAAAGCAUUGAAAGCAUUUGUCCUCUCCAUCGGAUGGAACAGCAAGCCUUUUGUAGGUUAUCUGCAUCAUUUGACUUCACUUUUUUUAAUGCAGCUUAGAUAGUGAUUGGCCUAAAAAUUAGGCAAGGCAUUGUAGACCAAACACUUUUGGGGCAUUCUCACCAUUUUUGGGGAACUUUUUUUUCAUUAAAAAUACGCCAUAAUUAAUUGAAAUAAACGUUAAUGUAAUUUAUGUGCUUGC